AGAAGACCAAUAGAAAGAGUGUGAGACUCAUUGUCCGCGUUUUUUUUUUUCCAUCUUUGAAUAUUUCAGACCCUCGCGAAUUAAAUUUCUCCGCCUACAUAAUGGGCGAUUAUUAAUCGCAUUGUCCUCUUUUCUGGGGUUUUAUCCACUUUUAUUCUCUUCACCUUCCUCAUUUCUCUCUCCUGCCUUCUCUGCGUUGUUACUCAGAUCGGAACCGUGAAAAGAAAUGGGCAGCAAUACGACUCAGAUCUCCGACGAUUAUGUCUCCGAGAACAGGUCCGGCGUCGGCGGUGGGAUUUCUGAUGUUUACGGCGAGGAUAGCGCCACACUGGAUCAGCUCGUCACUCCUUGGGUUACUUCUGUCGCCAGUGGGUGUACUUUGAUGCGUGACCCUCGCUACAAUAAGGGACUUGCUUUCACUGAUAAAGAGAGAGAUGCUCAUUACCUAACUGGUCUUCUUCCUCCUGUUAUUUUAUCUCAGGAUGUUCAGGAGAGGAAGGUGAUGCACAAUCUCCGUCAGUACACGGUUCCUCUGCAGCGUUACAUGGCCCUCAUGGAUCUUCAGGAGAGGAAUGAGAGAUUGUUUUACAAGCUUCUGAUCGAUAAUGUGGAGGAACUGCUUCCGGUUGUGUACACACCGACGGUGGGAGAGGCUUGCCAAAAGUAUGGGAGCAUUUUCAGGAGGCCACAAGGUCUUUACAUCAGCUUGAAAGAGAAGGGAAAGAUUCUUGAAGUGUUGAAGAAUUGGCCACAGAGAGGGAUUCAAGUUAUUGUUGUCACCGAUGGUGAGCGUAUUUUGGGUCUUGGUGAUCUUGGUUGCCAGUGCCUUCCAAUAACCAUUGAUGUGGGUACAAACAAUGAGAAGCUCCUGAGUGAUGAGUUCUACAUUGGACUUAAACAGAGGAGGGCAACUGGAGAGGAAUACGCAGAGUUUCUCCACGAGUUCAUGUGUGCUGUUAAACAGAACUAUGGAGAAAAAGUGUUGGUGCAGUUUGAAGAUUUUGCAAACCACCAUGCAUUUGAGCUUCUCUCAAAGUACAGCUCUAGUCAUCUCGUUUUCAAUGAUGAUAUCCAAGGUACUGCAUCAGUGGUGCUUGCUGGGCUUAUUGCGGCUCAGAAAGUACUUGGUAAAAGCCUAUCUGACCACACCUUUUUGUUCUUGGGUGCUGGAGAGGCUGGAACUGGAAUCGCUGAGCUAAUUGCUCUUCAGAUAUCGAGAGAGACUGGAACACCAAUCCAUGAGACCCGAAAGAAGAUUUGGCUUGUGGACUCCAAGGGACUGAUCGUUAGCUCACGCAAAGAAUCGCUUCAGCAUUUCAAGCAGCCAUGGGCGCAUGACCACGAGCCUGUCAAGGAGCUCCUAGGAGCUGUUAAUGCAAUCAAGCCAACCGUUCUCAUUGGAACCUCUGGUGUUGGUAAGACUUUCACAAAGGAAGUAGUGGAGGCCAUGGCCACCUUCAACGAGAAACCCUUGAUUCUUGCUCUCUCAAACCCUACUUCUCAAGCCGAGUGCACGGCUGAAGAAGCGUACACAUGGACAAAGGGUCGUGCAAUCUUUGCAAGUGGAAGCCCCUUUGACCCAGUCGAGUAUGAAGGCAAAACAUUCUUGCCUGGUCAGGCAAACAACUGCUAUAUUUUCCCGGGUCUCGGUCUUGGGUUGAUCAUGUCCGGUGCCAUUCGUGUCCGUGAUGACAUGCUUCUAGCAGCUUCGGAAGCGUUGGCCUCGCAAGUGACUGAAGAGAAUUUCGCCAAUGGACUGAUCUAUCCGCCUUUUGCAAACAUCAGAAAGAUCUCUGCUAACAUUGCAGCCAGUGUGGGAGACAAAACCUACCAACUCGGACUGGCGUCGAACCUGCCUCGUCCUAAGGACCUGGUCAAGAUGGCAGAGAGCUGCAUGUACAGUCCUGUCUACAGAAACUUCCGUUAAAGUUUCUUUGCACAUUGUGUGUCCUCUGCUUUUUUACUUUUUGCUUCAUUGGUUUUGCUGCUUCUAUGUAGGACAACUUCUCUUCUGUUUCUACUUUUUUUUUUUGUUUUUCAAUCUCAACUUUAAGUCUUUAACAAAUGGAAUAUAAGCUUUUUUAUAAAUAGUAAAGUAAUCCAUGACUCAUCUUUGUCGUAUAUGUGUUAGGUUAGAACAAUGUCCAG
Molecule: messenger RNA, 2148 nt
Organism: Thlaspi arvense
Lineage: Eukaryota; Viridiplantae; Streptophyta; Magnoliopsida; Brassicales; Brassicaceae
Source: the annotation of a GenBank genome assembly